Messenger RNA from Paramecium octaurelia, 231 nucleotides. The record is from the annotation of a GenBank genome assembly. NCBI's taxonomy places the organism in Eukaryota, Ciliophora, Oligohymenophorea, Peniculida, Parameciidae.
UGUUGUAAAAAUACAAGGAUGCAUUAAUAAUUUAUGAUUAAGCGAUUUAUAUGAAAAAAAAUCCUAUUAGAUUAAAGCUCAAGGGUAUUCUUUACUAUGUAUAAUAAAGCUGACACAUUAUUAGUUUUGGGAAGAAAGGAAGAAGCAAAAUAAUAUUAUUAUGAAGCUUUAAGAAUAGGAAAUCUCUCAUUUGAUUAGAAAUAAAUUCUUUUGUAAUUAGAAAAUAUAUGA